AUGACGCCCCACCGCUGUUCUUCCACCGACUCUAAGAGUACCAAUGACGACGAUCUCGACGACCUAUUCGAGGACGAGACUACCUGGGGCCUCAACUUACCGCCUAUCGUGAGUCCAUCUGCGCUUGCCCCCAUCAGCACUUCUGACCCAGAUUCGCAGCCUACGUCUUCACCUAUCUCCUCUCCCGACGACACCCAUGUCGCUGUUCCUCAGAAGCGCAAACGCGAUUCUGCUACCACCGACGACGACGCCUCCGACGACUCUGACGACUCCCCGUUAUCCAAGAAGGUCAGAAGCGCCGAUGAAGAGACGGAGAAGAAGAACGAGGGCAAAGACAACGAAGCCACUCGACGAUACCGCACCGCCGCCACCGCCGCGUCAUUGAAGCCAUCUACCAACAAUGCGAACAAAUUCCUCGAUAGCAUGAGGAAGCAGCGGUCCAUCCCCACACCACGCUACGUCCCAACCGGCGCCGAGCGCCGCGACGAAGUCAACCAGCUCGCAGCCAAGCACGUCCGACAUGUCGCCCCCGCCAUGCUCGCCAACAACGCGACGAACCGCGACGUCGGCGGUGCAAUGAACAAGUUCGACUGGGCCGAGAAAAACCGGGAGAUCAAGCCAGACCAAAUCAAGGCGCGUCCAUCCACAUCCAUGUUUCAGAAAUGGGUUGAUGAAGAGGAUGAGCAUGUGACUUGGCUUGUCAUUCCGGCUUCACGCAAGUUUAUCAAUAUGGAGGGGAGUAUGGUGCCGAUUGUGGACAUCGUGAAUAGGUCUAUUAAGUAUCCGGAGUGGACGUUUGUGGAGGAGGUUUUGGGGCCGCACUGGAAGACUGGGAAGGAGGUGGUUAAGGCGGUCAAGGUUAAGUUUGAGAGGUUGACGGGGGAGCAACAAAUUGAGCGGAUUGAUGUUAUGGUUAAGCAGAAGAAGGAGGAGGAUAGGCAGGCGAGGAAGGAUGAGGCUGCGCGGAGACGGAAUGAGAAGCGAGAGGAGCGGGCUAGAGCGAGGGCUGAGAGGGAUAUGUAG
This is a messenger RNA of Alternaria metachromatica, 1023 nucleotides long. RefSeq lists its product as uncharacterized. The transcript has a single exon. The record is from RefSeq and is a predicted model, not a curated record. Bases 1 to 1023 code for a protein of 340 amino acids. Lineage: Eukaryota; Fungi; Ascomycota; Dothideomycetes; Pleosporales; Pleosporaceae.